Molecule: messenger RNA, 1044 nt
Organism: Dovyalis caffra
Lineage: Eukaryota; Viridiplantae; Streptophyta; Magnoliopsida; Malpighiales; Salicaceae
Source: the annotation of a GenBank genome assembly
AUGCCUGAGAUGUGCGGUCCCUUUGUGGUGGAUGGUUGUGACGAAAAAUCUCAGAGGAUCCAACUAGUGAGAGGAGGAAACUGGUUUGAACUUAAAAGUAUCUCUCAGGCUGAUAUCAUUUCAAUCACCGAUAAAGAGUUAGAGGGACAUUUGAAGCACAAUUCAUGUGAAUCCUUCAACAAUAUGAGUCUUCCAACCAGUCUCGGAGGCCCCUCCACAAUAUUGAUAAUUUCGGUAUCUGUAUUUUUCAUCUGGCGGUAUCGAUACAAGAGAAAACACGUUUCUUCAAACUUCAUUUCAGCAAAUGCUUCUUUGGAUCCCUCCUCAAAAUCAGAUCCGGAAGGGGACAAUGUCUACUUUGGGGUCCCUAUCUUCUCCUACUCUGAACUUGAAGAAGCCACUAACAACUUCGAUUCUGAAAAGGAACUUGGAGAUGGGGGUUUUGGAACUGUAUACCAAGGCAAACUCCGAGAUGGGCGGGAAGUUGCAGUGAAGCGCCUAUAUGAACACAAUUGUAAGAGGAUGAAGCAGUUCAUGAAUGAAAUUCAAAUCCUUACUCGCUUGCGGCACAAAAAUCUUGUCUUUGGUGUUGUCCUCAUUGAGCUCAUUUCAUCAAUGCCUGCUGUGGAUAUAACUAGGCAUCCGCAUGAGAUUAAUUUGGCCACAUUAGCAAUGAACAGGAUUCAAAAAUGUGCGUUCGAUGAGUUGAUUGACCCAUAUCUUGGAUAUAAGUUAGAUGAGGAAAUUAAAAGAAUGACCACUUCAGUUGCAGAGUUGGCUUUUCUAUGCUUGCGGCAAGAGAAGGAAAACAGACCUUCUAUGAUCGAGGUGCUAGAGGAACUAAAGACAAUUGAGAGCGGGGGGUAUGAAUUGGAGAAUCUGCAGGAGAAGCAUGGUGAUAAUGAUCCAACAAAGAACAUGGAGCCUCCGGAUUGUGAUGUGGCUGCAUCAUUGCUAAAGAAUAUCCAGCCACCACCGUCAUUGAAUUCCACAACUGAUAAGUGGAUUAGCAGUGGUUCUACUACACCUACUGUCAGCAGUUAA